AACACUCAAAAAAUAAGAGUCCCAUCGCAUAAAUAUCGAAGUCUCCUCCAUAAACGUGCACCUCUCGAAGCGUAACUCACCAGUCGGCGAGUCUGCAUCGCUCUCCUCCGUCCGCCGGAAUAGUAAAGCAGCACACCGCCGGCGUACUUUAGGUUCGGCCUCGCCACGUCCGCGAAGCAACAAUGAUAACUACGAUGAACGUUCAGCAGAGAAGUGGAUCAGGAGCUUUGGUACAAAGCCCUCGAUCCCCAUCGUCGCAAUCACCGUAUUUAAGGGUAUCGGUAUCCGAUCCAGCUAAAAUGGGCACCGGAGUUCAAUCUUACAUCUCCUACAAAGUUAUCACCAAGACAAAUUUACCUGAGUAUGAGGGCCCUGAGAAAAUUGUUAUACGACGGUACAGUGAUUUUAUUUGGUUAAGAGACCGCAUAUCUGAAAAGUACAAAGGCGUCUUCAUCCCUCCUCUUCCAGAGAAGAGCACUGUAGAGAAGUUCAGAUUUAGUGCUGAGUUCAUUGAGAUGAGACGUCAAGCAUUGGAUGUAUUUGUCAACCGGAUAGCUUCACAUCAUGAGCUUCAGCAAAGUGAGGAUUUAAGAAUCUUCUUGCAGGCUGAUGAACAGACAAUGGAAAGAGCAAGAUCCCAGGAAACUGGUAUUUUCAAGAAGAAGCCAACAGAUUUAAUGCAAAUAUUCAAGGAUGUACAGUCUAGAGUGAGUGAUGUUGUUCUUGGAAAGGAGAAACCAGUUGAAGAAUCAAAUCCGGAAUAUGAGAAGCUGAAGAAUUACAUUUUUCAGCUCGAAGACCACCUAGCCGAAGCCCAGAAACAUGCUUACCGUCUUGUAAAGAGACACCGGGAGUUGGGACAGUCUUUAUCAGACUUCGGUAAGGCAGUCACUCUACUAGGGAACUGUGAAGGAAAUUCUCUUGGAAAGGCAUUCUCGGAGCUUGGUGCAAAAUCGGAGAUGUUGUCGGUUAAGCUGCAGAGAGAGGCUCACCACCUUUUGAUGAACUUUGAGGAACCUUUAAAAGAUUAUGUUCGAGCCGUACAGUCAAUUAAGGCAACAAUAGCAGAGAGGGCAAAUGCAUUCAGGCAUCAUUGUGAACUGGCUGAAGCAAUCAAGUUUAAGGAAAUAGAUAUGAACAAGCUCAGAUUAACAAGAUCAGAGAAAUUGGGUGAGGUGGAGCAUGAAUAUGAGGAGCUAAGAGCUGACGGGGCAGAGGCAGCUAGAAGAUUCGACAAAAUAGUGAAGCUAAUGAAUGAAGAGAUUGUUCGAUUUCAAGAAGAGAAAACCCUGGAUAUGGGUCUAGCUUUUCACGAGUUUGCGAAAGGUCAGGCACAGCUGGCAAACGGCAUUGCCGAUGCAUGGCGAAGCCUUCUUCCCAAGCUCGAAAAUUGCUCCCCCUCCUCUUAAGGCGCAUUUGUUAUUGUCUGAAAUUUGAGCUUGUAUCUUGUACAAACCCCCCGAGCAAAAGAAAAGAUAAAAAAAUCAUUUUCACUUGUAACUUUAGAACCAAUUAGUCGGACACACUUUUUUUUAUAAUAUUUUUCGGUUAAUAUUUUUAUUAAGAUUUUUUAUUAGGUAUGGUGUAAUUUGAUUUUGGUUACUAGGUGUGUAACUUUGACUAUCUAUCUCUCUUGAGAAGUUUAUUUCCCCCCUAAUGGCGCACCGACUCAUUUUAGAUGUUCUGAUAGUGAAGAUAAUCUAGCAGUUUUUGAUAUUUUCAUGGAGGGAUGAUGCAUGUAUAAAUCAGACCGAGACAUUUCAAGUAUUUGAUUGGAUUCGUAUUUGUGUUUGGCACUCA
This is a messenger RNA of Erythranthe guttata (spotted monkey flower), 1800 nucleotides long. It is a transcript of the gene SNX1, whose product is annotated as sorting nexin 1. Gene Ontology annotation, molecular function: phosphatidylinositol binding. Lineage: Eukaryota; Viridiplantae; Streptophyta; Magnoliopsida; Lamiales; Phrymaceae. Gene Ontology annotation, cellular component: endosome. The record is from RefSeq and is a predicted model, not a curated record.